Molecule: messenger RNA, 1863 nt
Organism: Capronia epimyces CBS 606.96
Lineage: Eukaryota; Fungi; Ascomycota; Eurotiomycetes; Chaetothyriales; Herpotrichiellaceae
Product: AGC/RSK/RSKP70 protein kinase
Exons: 1
Coding region: 1-1863 (620 amino acids)
Biological process (GO): protein phosphorylation
Molecular function (GO): protein serine/threonine kinase activity; ATP binding
Source: RefSeq, a predicted model, not a curated record
AUGAGCGUUGGAGUCACCCAGACCGUCAUGGACAAUGUCCAAGGGUCCUCAAACGGUGCAUACCCAGCCGACGACGUUUCGACCGAGUUGGAAGCGGCGCUGAAUUCCAUUGCGCUGGGAAACAAUGCAGCAGACCACGUCGAGCCGGAGAUCACACCUAUCCGAACCAGGAGCCCUCCCAUGACCCCGCGAAAGUCAAUCGCGAUGGACGGUCAUGGACCUGAGCCUACGGUAGACAGUGAGAGAGGCCGACAAGAUGUCAAGGGCAGUGUCAUUCUGUCCACAACGGCGGCCAAGAGGAAGAAGAAAAGGCACAAUAAGGCGAAAGCCGCUCAAGCAUUCAAUACUGUCCGAGGCUUCACUCCGGUUGACUCGGGCGCGGAAGAUUCUGAUACUUCACACACCAGCCCACGAGUCCUGUCACCCAACCCUCGCCUACGCCCACUCGCCGGCGCUAGCCCUGGGCUGCGACCGCAGUCACCUGGAAUCAGCAGUUUAAAAGCACAGCUCGAUGCUCUCAACUCUCACAGCCAAAGUCGCUCAACUUCGCGAGCGCGGAAUCAUCAGCUAGAUUCAGAGGCUACGAGCAGUGCAGCUAGCGCGGCUUCCGAUACCCAAGGCGACGAGCCUCAAGAAGAGAUGGUCAGCUACAACGUUCCCAUCGACCAGGACUUCGUCAGCCAGUCAUUGGCCGACACAGAACCGAGUGCCGCUUCUACUUUCGUCAUGCCCGCGGAUCAGCGUGCGACGACGAUGAUAGCCCGCAAGAUGACAGCCGCGGACUUCACGGCGAUCCGCUGCCUUGGUGAUGGGGCGUUUGGAACCGUACUUUUGGUACGACAGAAUGCCACCGGUCGACUGUUCGCCCAAAAGCAACUCACCAAAGCUUUUCUCAAGGUCCACAAGAAGCGGAUCGAAUCUACCAAAUCUGAGCGUAGCAUUCUGGAGUUGGUCAAUCGUCAUCCAUUUAUUGUCAACCUCUACUAUGCGUUUCAAGACCAUGAGAAGCUGUACCUGAUCCUUGAAUACGCCUCGGGGGGUGAGCUCUUUCGCCAUCUGGAACUAGAGAAGUUCUUUUCCGAAGAAGUGGCCGCCUUUUACGUUGCUGAGAUUGUCCUGGCCCUUGACUAUCUCCACAAUACAGUCGGCGUGAUCUACCGUGAUCUUAAGCCCGAAAACUGUCUGCUGGACGCUGAAGGCCAUCUUCUCUUGACCGACUUCGGCCUCAGCAAAGUGGCAGUCCAGGACGCAGAGACUCCAGGAGGCAGUCGUUGCAACAGCCUUGGGGUCGGGACUAUUGAAUACAUGGCACCCGAAAUCAUUCGCGGUUCGGAUGAAUCGGACUGGGGCCCUGGAUAUGGGAAAUCAUGUGACUGGUGGUCGUUAGGGGCCAUGGCAUGCGAUCUCAUGACGGGUAAGCCUCCCUUUGGAGGUGGGAACUGGACCAAGAUUCAACAAAACAUCCUGCACCAAAAGCUGAGUCUACCUUACUUCUUGUCCGCAGAUGCCAAGGAUCUCCUCACAAGAUUCUUGCGCAAGGAACCUAAGAAGCGACUGGGCGUUGGCCCCAACGACAUCACCAUCAUCAAGAAACAUCGAUUUUUCCGAAAGAUAGACUGGAAGAAAUUGGAAGCCCGGGAACUAGAGCCACCAAUCAGACCACUGGUCACUGAUCCCGAGCUGGCAGAGAACUUUUCGAGAGAGUUUACCGGUCGGUCGAUUGAGACGAUCACUCGACGCCACAGCAGAACCUUGAGCAAGUCAGAUCCGUUUGGUGGCUUCAGUUAUGUUGCCAGCCACAGCCUGCUUGAGGAGUCUAUGCUAUCCGAAUUAGAUGAAGCCAUCAUAGACGAAGACAUCUAG